UACAAAUCUAUUACAUUUAUUGAGCUCUACAUGGUGAGAGAAAUGAAAGUGUUGUGUUUGUUGUCUCUGCUGGUUGGAGUUGCACAAUGUUUUGAGGACUAUGAACAUGUAGAGGACUCAUGCAAUGCUAUAGCUCGAUACAUGUCCCGUAAAUCAGGGACAUACGACCAGAUGUUUUCCAAAGAGCCUGAGGAACCGUUAGAAUAUUGUGGAUCUGGGACCACGUGUUGCACAAGAGAAAUUGAGGAGAAUUUCUACAAUGAUACGGCUAUCAUAGUCCCCAGGAUCAGCUUCAUGAAGGAUCCUUAUGUUAGGAGGCUGACCAAUGGACGUGACCACCUAGUUGACUACAUGACCCAAGUGCUCACGAUGGCAUCUCGUUACAAUCAGCGAACCGGGAAACUUGUAGCUACCUUUAUGGAGAUGUCAAAGUACAAGAUCCAGACUAUUGACGUUAUGCAGUAUCCCGUGUUUACUCUGCUGGAUAUCGCCCAAUCUCAUGGAGUCAACAAACUCCUGAAUAGCACAAACUGUAUAGCGGAGAUGCGAGAUUUUCUACACCCUCUUGCUGCCAUGCAGAUAGAUGCUCUGAAGAUCGCAAGGUUGUUAUACAAGUCUAUCCCUGUUGGAAUAGAGGUUCUGACCGAGAUGAAGAACCAGGCAGUAUCACAGAGUUGUAUCGAACAACUGGUCAAGUCUCAGAAAUGCAGCGAGUGUCGGGACUCUACCGAUGUCAAACCAUGCCGUUCGUACUGUAUGGCAAUUACGAGUCAGUGUUUCUCACAUCUGACAGCAGUAGCGGAAGAUUGGGAGAAGUUUGCUUCAUUGACAGACGGAGCCAUGGAUAAACUUGACAACUUCGCUAAAGUCUACGAAGAAGCACUUUCCACUUCGAUUCAGAAGAUAGUGGAGAAGUUGAGGGACCCGCUAACUGCUGAUAUGUGUGGUUACGAUGUAUCUAAGAACCUGGCAGCGAAACACAAACGUGCUGCAGACGCUAGUGAAAGUAAAGCCAGGAAAGCUCUUUUCGAUGGCUCCUUCAUGUUAGGAAUGCUGGAGAAACUGGACUCGAUGCAUUGUCAGAGAUACAGCACUGAGGAGAUAAAAUGCUGGAACGGUUCAGAUGUUGGGCUAUUCACUGGCAGCAGUUCCGAUAUUCAAGUCACAAACGACGCAACCGUUACCCCAAAGCUUGUUGCUGCACUUCUUAAAGUCACGAAAUUCAACGAGUUUUUGAAGACGAUAGAGAACAUUGAGUUUAAGGGAGUCGAAUACAAUCUUGUUGCUCCCACGGAUGCGCCAGUGUUUGUUUAUAAUAAAGACAAGAAAUCUGCUGCUCUACAGACCGCAAUACUUUCCAUAGGACUAUUUCUUGUAUCAUUACUACUUCACUGAUACUAAUUUCUACAUAGGACUGAUGAGACUUUUGAUAUUUUAUGUCCGCUCAGAUAUUAGGCUCGUCCAACUCCAAGCACUAAUCACCUCUGUAAUGAUUACCCCCAAAGUUUGUGCAACCCACCGAUAUAUCAGUUUCAACCAGAAGUGCCUUCCUAGCCCAGAGUUGUGAAUACUUGUGAGCUUCUCGACUAUCAAGAGCUGCAUUUGUUUUCUGGCCCUAGGUUUUUUGUUCGAGUUAUGCCAGAAAAGUUUCAACCGCCUUUAACUUCUGCUAUUUACUGCCUUAGAUUAUGGCUAAAAGUUCUAGCCAGUUCAACAAAAUACAAGUUAGUUCAAGUUAGGCCGUAAACAUUAAUGUCCAGAAAACUUAGGGCCGAUAAUGAUUCUAAUACCCAAUUUUGCUGGUCAGAGUGGUUGCUCUAUGUAUCAAGAUCGAAUUGUUUUUAUUGUGCUAAGCUGUAAAACUGUCUCUCAGUAAUAGCUCAAAAUCUUUUACUGUAACAGAUCACAGUGAAUGGUAUAGUAACAGUGGGCUGUAUUUUAUUUUUUCAUCAUUUGUUAGAAUUAUAAAGGAGCAACUGAUUUCGAAGCAUCUUUCAGCAUGCAAUACAUCUUUACUCUUUAGUAAUUUAUUCUCCUAUAAGAUGCUUAGAACCAGGCUUGCCUCUUCAAAGCUGGUAUCGUCUUCAGAUUUACAGAUAGUUAUUUCCGUCUUUAGUAGUAAAACUGAGAGUUUCCCUUUAGAAUGGUCAAAUUAUUUGAUUUUUACCACAUUGACUUAAAUCAGGGGAAAUUUUCAGGGUUCAGCUUGCUGGCUGUAUUUGUGUUUAUACAUUGUUUACACGUAACAAUAUCAAAAGAUUAGUAUUUAAAUGAUAUUUGUGAGCGGUCUGUAAUUGUGCAUGUUUACCUUUUCAAGGUUUGUUGAUGUUGUUUUAUAAUAUACUGAUGGAAUAUAAUUAUGGAAAUGAUAAAUUCUUGUAAUUUUGGCACUAGGUGGUCUCUGUUGCCAAUUUGAUGAGUACCGUUUUAAAUAUUUGAUUGUUAUAGAAACGCCAUCUUUUUGUGAUUAA
This is a messenger RNA of Bolinopsis microptera, 2471 nucleotides long. Its product is annotated as glypican-1-like. Lineage: Eukaryota; Metazoa; Ctenophora; Tentaculata; Lobata; Bolinopsidae. Gene Ontology annotation, biological process: cell migration; regulation of protein localization to membrane; regulation of signal transduction. Gene Ontology annotation, cellular component: plasma membrane; cell surface; extracellular region. The transcript has 10 exons. The coding region runs from base 31 to 1395 and encodes 454 amino acids. The record is from RefSeq and is a predicted model, not a curated record.